Nymphaea colorata (pocket water lily) is the source of this 1687-nucleotide messenger RNA. Its product is annotated as THO complex subunit 6. The record is from RefSeq and is a predicted model, not a curated record. Gene Ontology annotation, biological process: mRNA export from nucleus. Gene Ontology annotation, cellular component: transcription export complex; THO complex. Lineage: Eukaryota; Viridiplantae; Streptophyta; Magnoliopsida; Nymphaeales; Nymphaeaceae. The transcript has 13 exons. Gene Ontology annotation, molecular function: protein binding. Bases 68 to 1201 code for a protein of 377 amino acids.
ACCCGCCAAGCUUUAUAUUCCUCCCUCCCUCUUCCCGCUCACCGAGGGAGAGAGGGAGAACAAGAAAAUGGGCGAUCUGACGGAUUGGGACGAGGAAGGAUACAGAGAAGCCAUCCUGCGCGAGAGGCAAGCCUUAACCCUGACGCUCUUCCGCUCAAUCUUCCCUCCGUCCAGGCUCUCUUCCGAUCCAGACGUCCUCGUCGCCGCCUCUAGCGAUGGUUCCCUCGCCACCUACUCCGUCGCUUCCGCUAUCUCCGGACACUCGAUGCAUUCCAACGUGACCGAUUAUCGGCUUGACGAAUUCAUAGUCUCAGAGCCACAGUCAUUCAUCAAGGCCCAUAACGGACCCGUGUACGAUGUCAAAUUCUUCGGCGAUAACGAGGAUUCGUUGUUGCUGAGUUGUGGAGAUGAUGGACACAUAAGAGGGUGGAAGUGGAAGAAAAUUCUAAAUGUUGAGGCUCCUUUGUCUAUGAAAGGGCACCAUUUGAGCCCUUCAUUUGAUUUGGUGAGCCCUCAACACAGAGGGCCCUGGAAUGCACUUUCACCAAUUCCAGAAGUCAAUUCUGUUGCUACUGAUAUACAAGGUGGGCGCCUUUUUGCAGCAGCUGGUGAUUCAUGUGCCUAUUGUUGGGACGUGGAAACAGGUACAAGAACAAUGACUUUUACUGGUCAUAAAGAUUAUUUGCAUUGUGUCAUUUUCCGGAACACAACUAAUCAGAUCAUAACUGGUUCUGAAGAUGGGACAGCGAAGCUAUGGGACUGUAGAAGUGGUAAAUGUGCACAAACCAUAGAUCCAUCGACAAGCUUGCUCACACAGAAGGGAACUAAGAGAGAUUUCUCAUGGAUUAGCUGCAUAGCUAUUGAUAGUAGUGAAAACUGGUUGGUUUGUGGAGGUGGUGACUGUUUAUCCCUUUGGAGCCUUCCAUCUUCUGAAUGUAUUUUAAGAUUUGAAACACAUUUCCCAAUUCAAGAUGCAAUAUUUGAUAAUAAUCAGGUUUUGGCAGUUGGGGCCAGUCCUUUGUUAACUCGUUACAACAUUGAUGGGAAGAUUCUCUCACAGAUACAAUGUGCUCCUCAAUCAGCAUUUUCUGUUUCAUUGCAUCCUUCGGGUAUUGUGGCUGUUGGAGGCUAUGGAGGAUUAGUGGAUAUCAUUUCAGAGUUUGGGAGUCAUUUAUGUGCUUUUCGCUGCCAGGUUAUCUAAUUUUGCUUUCUUCAAUUAGCUAUACGCUAGCUUUUCAAGGGCAAAAGCAUCAUAGGUGACAAUCCAUCUGCAGUAAGCACUGGUUCUUCUUAGGAGAGAGAGCACUAAUGCUAGUUCCAACUGUUGGGAAGAAAUUGUAUGAUAUAAGUAUGGUGUCAGAGUCGUGGUUUCCUUUCUGAUCUAGUGUACCUCAUGAAAGUGACUCGGCAGGCCAUAAAAGCAUAUAUCCAAUGAAAGGGGUGGUGCAGAAGACAACUGUGAGAAGGUAUGAGAGAGAAACCAGGCUUCUGUUACAGGACUUGAAUGAGUAGGGAUAUCAAAUUCCGGCUAGCGCAGUUAGAACACUGUUUUCGUGUUCCAUUCAGUCUGGAAAGCAAGUAUUAUGCCUUCUUGGUUGCUGAUUGUGCACGUUGGGUUGGCGACGGGGUUCCAUACCAUACAUCCAAUAAUUUAUUGUUUAAAUUGCAAACGGUUUUAACAUAUUCU